Molecule: messenger RNA, 1785 nt
Organism: Alosa sapidissima (American shad)
Lineage: Eukaryota; Metazoa; Chordata; Actinopteri; Clupeiformes; Clupeidae
Gene: hrh3
Product: histamine receptor H3
Exons: 3
Coding region: 188-1621 (477 amino acids)
Biological process (GO): adenylate cyclase-activating adrenergic receptor signaling pathway
Cellular component (GO): membrane
Molecular function (GO): histamine receptor activity
Source: RefSeq, a predicted model, not a curated record
AUCAUAGGGGGGGGUCAUACAUUUCUGAAGAGCCACCUGAGGCUUAUGUGGCAUCUCAUAAACAGCCAAUAAACAUGCAGCAUUCAGAUUGAGGGAAUACCGGAGUAGCCUACUCCCCUAACUCUGCAGUAUCGCUGCCUCCAACACUGGAUCUUUGUGCUGAGAUUCUAGUGAUGCUCCUGGUUAAAUGUUGGUCUUGGAUAGUUACAUGAUGCCGUCUACAUUUUCCUCUGCGGCUGGAAUUUCAGAAUGCUCUACCUCACCAUUCGAAUUGAUUUUCUGGAACCGGUCCUUAGAUGUCCUUGCAAAUGCAACGGGCAUGCAGGAGCUGGAGGCAAUUCAUCACCGGCGCGCACAGCAUGUUCAGUUUUCUCCAUCAACUUCAGUGUUCCUAGCAGUUCUCAUGACAGUUAUGGUCUUCGCCACUGUACUGGGGAACGCACUUGUUAUUCUAGCUUUUGUGGUGGAGAAAAGUUUGCGUACACAUGGCAACUUUUUCUUUCUGAAUUUAGCCAUUGCGGAUUUAUUAGUUGGAGGAUUUUGUAUUCCAGUGUACAUUCCUUAUGUGUUGACGGGCGAGUGGAGACUCGGAAGAUGGCUUUGCAAACUCUGGCUUGUAGUGGAUUAUAUGGUUUGCACAGCGUCUGUGUUCAAUAUAGUCCUUAUCAGCUUUGACAGAUUUCUGUCCGUCACCAAAGCGGUGAGCUACAGGUGUCAGAAAGGGGUGACCUCCGCAGCAGUGCUGAAGAUGGUGAGCGUGUGGCUGGCUGCCUUCCUGCUUUACGGACCGGCUAUCAUCAGCUGGGAGCAUAUUGCCGGUGGGAGUGUGGUGCCCACUGGGGAGUGUUAUGCGGAGUUCUACUUCAACUGGUACUUCCUUAUGACUGCCUCCACGGUGGAGUUUUUCACGCCGUUCAUAAGUGUCACCUACUUCAACCUCAGCAUCUACAUUAACAUCAGGAAGCGGACCGUGGUCAGAGAGCAACAGCCACCCAACAUGGAAUUUAGGAACUGCGAGAUGGAAACACUUGGAGAACGCGGAAUGAACCGCGUGUUCUUCGUCAGACCAGUUCAGACGCACACCUGCAGCAUCAAUGGCAAAGGCGCGCGCUCUCGGUGUUGUCGUUUGUCAAGCGCAAAGGUCUCCGCUGCAAUAAUUGGUGAUGCGGGCAAGGGAGGGAGACGAGACAGCGCAACUCUUGACCUCCCUCCCUUGCAAGUUGAAGAUUUGGCUCAUCAGUGUGGUCCAUCACGAUUUCUCAACACCGAUCAGUCGUUUGAACCCUUGCGCACCCGUUCUGACGCAUCCGCCAAUCUGGCAAGCCGAUUCCGCCUCUCCAGGGAUAAGAAAGUGGCCAAGUCUUUGGCUGUUAUUGUUUGCGUUUUUGGGCUAUGCUGGGCUCCCUACACAUUACUCAUGAUAAUUCGGGCGGCGUGCCAGGGCCAAUGCGUUCAGCACUACAUGUACGAAAUCUCGUUCUGGUUAUUAUGGAUCAACUCCUCCAUCAACCCUGUUCUUUAUCCCCUGUGUCACAGUAGCUUUAAAAGGGCCUUCAUCAAACUCCUCUGUCCCAAUAAGAUCAAUAAUAUCCAGCCACAAUAUGUGGAACAGAAUUACUAGGGGAUUAAGUGAACUGAGUAUUUUGGAUAGAAAACCAGCCAACAAAGUUACCCAUGUACUGGGAAACAGUAUCAAAUUUGUAAUAGAUGGUUUUGGUAAAACAUUUUGGAGCUUCAAUCCUUUGGUAAUUUGUUCAUCGUAGCAUUAAUUUGACAAGAAUUGAA